Aethina tumida (small hive beetle) is the source of this 863-nucleotide messenger RNA. Its product is annotated as cuticle protein 16.5-like. NCBI's taxonomy places the organism in Eukaryota, Metazoa, Arthropoda, Insecta, Coleoptera, Nitidulidae. The record is from RefSeq and is a predicted model, not a curated record. The transcript has 2 exons. The coding region runs from base 114 to 794 and encodes 226 amino acids.
AACUGAAUGUGGAACAUUCAAAGCUCCCCCGAAAAUUGAUUUGAAUCGUAUAUAAGACCAGAAAUUUUAGGUAGGUUUAUCACUCACAAAAACUACCAACAACCAACAACACAAUGGCAGCUAAGAUCAUCGUUUUCUGUGCCGCUUUGGCUUACGCCAAUGCUGGUCUUUUGAGCGCCCCAGCUCUCUCUACCUAUUCCGCUGGUCCCGUCAUAUCUGCUUACUCUGCCGCUCCAGCUCUCUCGUACGCUGCCCCAGCUAUCUCCACCUACGCUGCCCCAGCCGUUAAAGUAGCCGCCCCAGCUAUUUCUUACUCCGCUCCAGCUAUUUCUACCUACGCUGCCGCCCCAGCCAUCUCCACAUACGCUGCUGCUCCAGCUGUGACCAAAAUUUCUUCCGUAGCCACCUCUUCCGUCCACCCAGCCCCAGCGUUGAGAAUUGCCGCCCCAGCUAUCUCCACCUACGCUGCGGCCCCAGCUCUCUCUUACUCCGCUCCAGCCAUCUCCACUUACGCCGCUGCCCCAGCUCUUAAAGUAGCUGCUCCAGCUUUGUCUUACGCUGCCCCAGCUAUCUCUAGCUACGCUGCUGCCCCAGCUCUCUCUUACUCCGCUCCAGCCAUCUCCACUUACGCCGCUGCCCCAGCUCUGAAAGUAGCUGCCCCAGCUUUGUCUUACUCCGCACCAGCUAUCUCUACCUAUGCUGCUGCCCCAGCUCUCUCCACCUACGCUGCCCCAGCACUGAAAGUAGCCUCUCCAGUAGCUUCCCUCGGAUACGCUGCCAACUACGGAUGGUAAAUCCUGUGCUAGUUGUAAUGUUAUUGUAAAUAUUAUUAUUUAUUAUGAUAAUAAAUUUUUUACGAUUAA